UGGGGCCCUGGUCCCCGAGCAGCCUGGGUCCCGUCUGUCUCACGCUGUGUUUGUCUCGCUGCUUCUCAGCAGGUGGCCACGCAUGAGCUGAGCCGAGCCCGCCGGCCGCCCCGGCGCGCGCAGGAUGGAGGCCAAAGGCGCCGACGGCUCGCAGACGGACCUCAAGCUGGUGGCGCACCCGCGCGCCAAGAGCAAGGUGUGGAAGUACUUCGGCUUCGACACCAACGCCGAGGGCUGCAUCCUGCAGUGGAAGAAGAUCUACUGUCGCAUCUGCAUGGCGCAGAUCGCCUACUCGGGGAACACCUCGAACCUGUCCUACCACCUGGAGAAGAACCACCCCGACGAGUUCUGCGAGUUCGUCAAGAGCAACACGGAGCAGAUGCGCGAGGCCUUCGCCACGGCCUUCUCCAAGCUCAAGCCCGAGGCCGCGCAGACGGCCGCCCAGGACCCGCUGGGCGCCAAGGCCGGCCACGGCCACGGCCACGGCCACGGCCAGGAGAGCAAGCGGCAGCAGGAGCUGACGGCCGCCGUGCUGGGCCUCAUCUGCGACGGGCUGUACCCCGCGUCCAUCGUGGACGAGCCCACCUUCCGGCUGCUGCUCAAGACCGCGGAGCCGCGCUACGAGCUGCCCAGCCGCAAGUUCGUGUGCGGCAAGGCCAUCCCCGAGCGGUACGCGGCCGUGCGCGACGCGGUGCUCAAGGACCUGGCCGAGGCCGCGUGGUGCGGCGUCUCCACCGACCUGUGGCGCAGCGAGAACCAGAACCGCACGUACGUGACGCUGGCCGCGCACUUCUUGGCGGGCGGGCCGCCCGGCUGCCUGAGCGCGGGCUCGCGCUGCCUGAAGACGUUCGAGGUGCCGGAGGAGCACGCGGCCGAGACCAUCACCAGGGUCCUCUACGAGGCCUUCAUCGAGUGGGGCCUCAGCUCCAAGGUGUUCGGCGCCACCACGGACGGCGGCAAGGACAUGGCCAAGGCCUGCUCGCUGCUGGACGUGUCGGUGCAGAUGCCGUGCCUGGCGCACACGUUCGACGCCGCCAUCCGCCAGGCCUUCCAGCUGCCCCGGCUGGGCGCGCUGCUGGCGCGCUGCGGCCGGCUGGUGGAGUACUUCCAGCAGUCGCCCGUGGCCAUGUGCAUGCUCUACGAGCGGCAGAAGCAGGAGGGCGCGGCGCCCUGCAUGUUGCUUAGCAACCGCGUGGGCUGGUGGGGCAGCACGCUGGCCAUGCUGCGCAGGCUCAAGGAGCAGCAGUUCGUCGUGGCGGCCGUGCUGGUGGAGGACAGCAACAACCACCACCUCAUGCUGGAGGCCGGCGAGUGGGCCACCAUCGAGGCGCUGGUGGAGCUGCUGCAGCCCUUCCGCCAGGUGGCCGACAUGCUGUCCGCCUCGCGGCCGCCGACCAUCAGCAUGGUGAAGCCGCUGCUGCACAUGCUGCUCAGCAGCACGCUGGCCAUCAAGGAGGCCGACUCCAAGGAGAUCAGCAUGGCCAAGGAGGUCAUCGCCAAGGAGCUCGCCGCCACCUACCAGGAGGCGCCGGAGAUCGACCUGUUCCUCAAUGUGGCCACCUUCCUGGACCCGCGCUACAAGCGCCUGCCCUUCCUGUCCACCUUCGAGCGGCAGCAGGUGGAGAGCCGCGUGCUGGACGAGGCCAAGGGCCUGCUGGACAAGGUGAAGAACGCCGGCUACCGGCCGCCCGAGGACGGGGCGUUCGCGCUGCCCGAGGAGCCGCCGGCGAAGAAGUCGCUGCUGCCGUCCACGCCGCCGCCCGCCAGCGUCAUCAACAACAUGCUGGCCGAGAUCUUCUGCCCGUCGGGCGGCGUGGAGGACCAGGACGAGUGGCAGGCGCAGGUGCUGGAGGAGCUCAGCAACUUCAAGUCGCAGAAGGUGCUGGGCCUCAACGACGACCCGCUCAAGUGGUGGUCGGACCGCCUGGCGCUGUUCCCCGUGCUCCCGCAGGUGCUGCGCAAGUACUGGUGCGUGGUGAAACGUCCACCUGACAGUACGAAGCGAAAGCGACAGGUGACAAGCGAGUAUCUGAGGUCACUGAGAACGGCUGUUGAGGACGCGCUGACUCAGGCAGAAGCCCACACAGGGUCCCGAUGA
This is a messenger RNA of Pteropus alecto (black flying fox), 2098 nucleotides long. It is a transcript of the gene ZBED1, whose product is annotated as zinc finger BED-type containing 1. The coding region runs from base 125 to 2098 and encodes 657 amino acids. The record is from RefSeq and is a predicted model, not a curated record. Gene Ontology annotation, biological process: regulation of transcription by RNA polymerase II. Gene Ontology annotation, molecular function: DNA binding. Gene Ontology annotation, cellular component: nucleus. The transcript has 3 exons. Lineage: Eukaryota; Metazoa; Chordata; Mammalia; Chiroptera; Pteropodidae.